This is a messenger RNA of Nasonia vitripennis (jewel wasp), 665 nucleotides long. RefSeq lists its product as uncharacterized. The coding region runs from base 154 to 507 and encodes 117 amino acids. NCBI's taxonomy places the organism in Eukaryota, Metazoa, Arthropoda, Insecta, Hymenoptera, Pteromalidae. The record is from RefSeq and is a predicted model, not a curated record. The transcript has 2 exons.
UUAAUCUUGCUUACAAUAAAUUAAAAAUGUAAUAUUAUUUUUUUAGGUUUUGAUGAAAUCUUGUUGCGCAAAUUUCAAACUCUUCUUGGAGUUUUGUCGUCUCAAAAAAAAAUCGACGUUAAUGCCUUUAAAGAUUACUGCAAACUAACGGCAAUGCGAUACGUAGAAUUGUAUCCUUGGUAUUACAUGCCUCCUUCGAUACAUACCAUAUUGAUACAUGGUCAUUUAAUUGUACAAGCAGUAGUUCUUCUUAUUGGCAUGUUUUCCGAAGAGGCUCAGGAAUGCAAAAACAAAGACAUUAAACGUUAUCGAGAGAACCAUAGUAGAAAAACAUCAAGAACGGAAACGAACAUGGAUACAUUUAAAAGACUGUUAUUGAGUUCCGAUCCGCUGAUUUCGCUAAGUCGAAAACUACCAAAAAAAAAUCAUCAAAAAUUAUCUGCUGAAGUGAAAAGUUUAUUGGUGUACGAUAGCGAAGAUGAGGAAUCAGAGAAUGAAUCAUGUUAAAAAUGUAUAUAUUGGUUAUCUAUUAAAUGUUAUAAAAAAAUGAUCUAAAUCUUUUGUAAAAUCAACAAAUUCCCUAAAAUUUAAUGAUCACUGCAUAAAAUUAAUUUAAUUGAUUCGUGAUAACAAAAAUUAUAAUAAAUACUGCAUACUGAAACAAA